Rosa chinensis is the source of this 456-nucleotide messenger RNA. RefSeq lists its product as uncharacterized. The record is from RefSeq and is a predicted model, not a curated record. The coding region runs from base 1 to 456 and encodes 151 amino acids. The transcript has a single exon. Lineage: Eukaryota; Viridiplantae; Streptophyta; Magnoliopsida; Rosales; Rosaceae.
AUGGAUGCUUGUCAUAUUUUGUUUGGACGACCUUGGAAAUAUGAUAUGGAUGUGACUUAUAAAGGCAGGGACAAUGUGAUGUUGUUUAUGUGGAAUAACCAUAAAAUUGCUAUGGCUCCUGUGUGUCAAUUUGAGAAAUCUGGUGUGAAGAAAGGGGAGAGUUUCCUGACCUUGUGUAGCAGUGAACUUGAGAUGGAGAGGGCCUUUAAAGAAUCUGAGGUUUUCUGUCCAGUGGUGAUAAAGGGGUUGUUGUCUGCAGAAAAGGAAGAAGUGGUGAUCCCCAAGGAAGUGCAGGACAUGUUGGGGGAAUUUGAAGAGUUGAUCUCGGAUGAGUUGCCCAACGAGCUACCACUUAUGAGAGACAUUCAACAUCAGAUUGAUUUGGUGCCUGGAGCUAGCUUGCCAAAUCUGCCACAUUACAGAAUGAGUCCCAAGGAGAAUGUGAUUUUGAGAUAG